This is a messenger RNA of Onychostoma macrolepis, 3472 nucleotides long. It is a transcript of the gene dnajc16l, whose product is annotated as DnaJ (Hsp40) homolog, subfamily C, member 16 like. Lineage: Eukaryota; Metazoa; Chordata; Actinopteri; Cypriniformes; Cyprinidae. The transcript has 15 exons. The record is from RefSeq and is a predicted model, not a curated record. The coding region runs from base 252 to 2621 and encodes 789 amino acids.
GACUUUUAUCAUAGAAAUUGUUUACCCACAAUCCCUCACUACCGGAAGUACCGGGCAAGGGAAGGCCGGGGAAACGGUCCACCCAUUACCAUCGGGAGAACAUGGAUUGCUGCUAAAUUGUGGAUAUAUACGAUCACAACAAGAGUCGUGCCUAGGCGACUUACCCUGAGGAGUUUUUACUGGUGUAAAAUGUGUGACAACUAGCCCCAGUCUCCUGUGUUUGUCCAGCCUGCCAGUUCAUAUACCACAAGAUGGGAGGCUGGAGUGCGUUUGUGACCUGCUGUGUUUGGGCGAUUCUUCUCCUGGCUCUGUUUGGAGAUUCACUGGCUUCUACGCCUGAGUUUGAUCCCUACAAAGUUCUCGGAGUGUCCAGACAAGCCAGCCAGGCCGAAAUCAAGAAAGUCUACAAGAGGCUCGUGAGAGAAUGGCAUCCAGACAAAAACAAAAGUCCAGGGGCAGAGGACAUGUUUAUCAAGAUCACUAAAUCAUACGAGAUUCUUUCCAAUGAGGAGAGAAGGGCAAAUUAUGACCGGUUUGGUCAAAUGGACGAGAAUCAAAACUUUGCCCGAGCACCGCAGGGCUUCAGACAUUAUCAUGACAGCUUCUAUUUCGAUGAGUCGUUCUUUCACUUCCCUCGGACGAGUCGGGAUUUCACAGACAACAAGCACCUCCUUCACUACAACCAAUACAUCAAUGAAGUGCUGCCGGACAGUUUCAAGAGACCCUACCUGAUCAAAAUCACGUCAGAGUGGUGCUUCACCUGCAUCCAUAUUGAGCCCGUAUGGAAGGACACUGUGCAAGAGCUGGAGCCGUUGGGGGUUGGUAUUGGUGUGGUGGACAUUGGAUAUGAGAGACAGCUGGCUAACCAUCUUGGUGCCCACCGCACACCGUCCAUACUGGGUUUAAUCAAUGGCAAAGUCACUUUCUUCCACUACGCUGUGGUCAGGGAACACUUGAGACAGUUUGUGGAAAGCCUUCUGCCCCAGAAGCUGGUUGAGAAGGUGACAGAUAACAGCUACCUCGAGUUUUUAAACAGUUGGCAUGAGGAGAAUAAGCCAAGAGUGUUAUUGUUUGAUGUAGCAUCUAAUAUCCCUCUUUUGUCUAAGCUCACCGCGUUUGCCUAUAAAGACUAUGUACGGUUUGGCUAUGUGGACAUGGGCCUGACUGAGACAUCCAAAGUCGUACUGAGGUUCAACAUCAACACGUAUGCUCCCACCAUGCUCCUGUUCAAAGAGAACACAGACAAACCGGCUGAUGUUAUACAGGCAAGAGGGAUGAAAAAGCAGAUAAUUGAUGAGUUUGUGUCCAAUAAUCGUUUCCUGCUGGUGCCGCGACUGGUGAAUCAGAAACUAUUCGAUGAGCUGUGUCCAGUUAAGCAGUUCCACCGUCGCAGGAAGUACUGUGUUCUUCUCGUUACUGGUGAAGGGGAGCAGUUUGUGUCCGUGAACGAGGCGUUCUUUGACUUCGCUUCUUCCAACACUAAAGAAGUUCUCAGGUUUGCUUAUGUUUACCAGAGGCAACAGCAGCCUCUCUGUGACGCCCUGCUCAAAAAGGAGGACACAACCCCUCCACAGGUGAUUGUCCUGGAGAGACGCAGCGCUACAGGAAGGGUGUUGUAUCGGACAGUGACAGGUGGAUGGAAUGGGAGUGAUGAUGAUAAGCUCCGCCUCCACAAGCUGCUUGAGAUUCUGCAAAGAGACCCCUCCUACCUUACCCAUGAUGCCAUGCUGCCCGAACUCAACAAUGAGUUUGCCUCUAUGUUUCUGAUUCAGUGGAUAAAUACUGCAUAUGAUUACAUCGCUCAAUUUUACUUUGAUCUUCUCUACUCUAACUGGCGUGAGAUGAUGCCCGUACUGUCUCUGAUCUUCUCUGCUCUUUUCAUCCUAUUUGGAACUGUAAUCAUUCAGGCCUUCAGCGACGCUGGGGAAGACAAACCAGCCAAACAAAAGGCCACUGAUCCACCAAAGACAGCAGAGAGCUCUCCAGGACAAGAGAGCACUUCAAGUCGUCCACCGAAGAAGAAUUUUGUGGAGGUGACGGAGCUGACGGACAUCACUUACAUGAGUAAUCUAGUCAGGUUAAAGCCUGGUCACAUCAACGUCGUGUUGAUCCUCACUGAUGCUUCUAAACAAGUACUGCUCAGGAAGUUUGCCAAAGAAGUGUAUUCGUUCUCAGGGUCUCAGACUCUUCACUACUCCUUUUUAAAUGUGGACAAGCACAGCCAAUGGAUGGAUUCCCUCAUGGAGUCUGCUCCUGACGCCAGACCGUCAGACUGCUUGGACGAAGAGGAAGAAGAGGAGGACUCCGCCUCCAACAAAUCGGACUACACUGGCCACGUCCUGGCGCUCAACGGCCACAAGAAAUACUUCUGCUUAUUCAGACCGGUCUUCACCGGGGAGGAAGCCGAAUGUAGUAGGUGGUCCGACGAGGAUGCGGCGACGGCCGCUCCAAGCAAAGCCUCGAGGUCCCGGUCAAGUUCCCGACAGAAGGCCACCACUCUAGAGAUCCACCACAAACUGGACCGACUGGGUCUGUGGAUGGAGAGGCUUAUGGAGGGAACUCUACCACGGCACUAUGUUCCGGCCUGGCCCGGUCUGGACACCAUAACACCACAGAAAUAAGACUCGCCUUUGUCCUCAGGCCCACUGCAGUAGUGACGUGAAAAGUGUUGAAUUCUCAACAUCUUUUCGAUCCAAAUUACUCGGUUACUUUAAAAGAUAUUAAGUUAUUCUGUAAAGCGCACUGGUGAUGAGUAGAGGUUCUCGUUAUUUAGAGCACCAUGUGCUCGUCGGCUGCUUUAGGGGCAAAACUCCUUUCCAUCUGUAACGUACACUGUCUUUUUGUUAGUAUGGUUGUUUCAUUACUGUAUGGAUGCCAGUGCCCAGAUAAAGCCUCUCUGUGUAGCUUCUGACAGGGCUAUCGUGUCUUUACACUGCUGGGUAUGUGGUGGCUACAGCCCACCCUUAUAAUUUCAUCCAAGUUCCUGUGAAUUCAAGCAACGGGCAACGGAUUUCAGAAGCAGCUCGUUUUGAGAUUACCUUUCUGCCUUUUUUUCCAGUCAGUCACAAUGUGGAUGAUAGUGUGUGUGUGUGUGUACAAGGUUUAGUCAUCCUACUCUCCUUAUGCAAAAACUCCCAAGUACAAAUUUACUAAACCGUGCUGCAUGAAAAAUCACAUUAAGACUUGAGAAGAUACUUAGAUUUUACUGCCAUUUGUGCAUGUGCUGCCUUUCCAUCAUUUGUGUCAUGUUUUGCACUUUGACAACUUGCUUAGGAUUCUUUGAUUCAUAAAUGUAAUAUUUAAAUAGAGGUUCUAACUGCAUUUGAAUUAUCACUAAAACUUAAGGUUAAGAAUGUCUGUAGAUCAUCAGUUGCCAUUUUCUUUUAGGAAAAUGACUAUUUUUACGUUGCACUUUUUUGUGGUUGAUUUAUAUGUGCAUUGUUUAAAAAUAAUAAAGUUUGUACUGUAGCGA